This is a messenger RNA of Penicillium atrosanguineum, 1218 nucleotides long. Its product is annotated as alpha-hydroxy acid oxidase. Gene Ontology annotation, molecular function: oxidoreductase activity; FMN binding. The coding region runs from base 1 to 1218 and encodes 405 amino acids. NCBI's taxonomy places the organism in Eukaryota, Fungi, Ascomycota, Eurotiomycetes, Eurotiales, Aspergillaceae. The transcript is spliced from 3 exons. The record is from RefSeq and is a predicted model, not a curated record.
AUGGACAAGCCUGAUAAGAUGUUCCUGAUUUAUUAUGUUCUGCAUUUCCUGGCCAGUUUCUCCAAUUCUAUAAACAAUUUUAUCUCUUGGUUCGCGAUGGCACUAACGGAUAUACUAUGCAUUCAUGAUCUUGAGAAGGCGGCACAAGGCAUGCUAAGCCAGCCAAUCCUCGACUAUUUCAAUGACGGGUCUGGAGACGGCGUUGCUCUCAUGGAGAAUAUUUCCGCCUUCGAAAAGUACAAAAUUCGGCCUCGAAUCCUCCGAAAUGUGUCCAAUAUAGAGACUAAGAAACGGGCAUUGGGGUCUACAAUGUCCUUCCCACUUGCCAUUGCCCCCACUGCAAUGCAGUGUAUGGCCCACGAAGAAGGCGAAAAGGCGACCGCCAGAGCUGCAGCUAGAGCCAAUGUCUUCAUGGGAGUCUCCACAUUCGCAACAACAACCCUUGAAGAUAUCAAGCAGUCUGGGGACUGUCUUUGUGACAACGUGUAUAUGCUACAGCUCUAUAUCUUCAAAGAUAGACACACUACGGAAAUAUUGGUCAAACGUGCAGAGUCUGCCGGCUACAAAGCCAUCCUUCUUACAUGCGACACCCCUAGGCUUGGGAACCGACACAGCAUGAUACGGAACAACUUCCGCUUACCCUCGCAUUUACAAUUACCUAACUUUGACCAAUAUAUUGGUAAAGAAAAGCUCGGUGAUGUAAAGUACCCGAAUACCACUGAUGACAACAUUACCUGGGAUGAAACGCUGUUGUGGCUGCGAUCCCUGACAAAAAUGGAAAUCUGGCUCAAGGGAAUUUCCACCGCCGAGGAUGUUGAGCUUGCGGUCCAGUCUUCUGCAAAUAUAACUGGUGUCAUUGUUUCGAACCAUGGCGGAAGACAACUGGACUCUGCUUUAUCAACGCUAGAUUCUCUAUCAGAGUGCGUGAAAGCAGCCAAGUCGAAAGAUAAAAGCUUUCAGGUGUGGUUUGACGGAGGUAUUCGAAAAGGAUGCGACAUCUUCAAAGCGUUGGCAUUAGGUGCCGAUGGUGUAAUGAUUGGGAGGGCAGUACUCUGGGGAUUGACGGUGGGAGGGGAAGAAGGGGUCUUCAAAGCUCUGAGCAUCCUUAGGGCAGAGUUUGAACUUACUAUGGCUCUCUCGGGUUGUCGGACUUUAUCAGACAUCAAGUCUUCAAAUUUGGCGAGGAAAGCCGAGGGUGGGUUUUUCACAAGACUGUAA